This is a messenger RNA of Mycena citricolor, 789 nucleotides long. Lineage: Eukaryota; Fungi; Basidiomycota; Agaricomycetes; Agaricales; Mycenaceae. The record is from the annotation of a GenBank genome assembly.
AUGAUCGCAGGCACGGUGUGCUGGACCGCGCAGAUCCUACCCCAGGUGUGGAAGAGCUGGCGAGAAAAGUCGACGGAUGGGCUGUCGCAUUGGCUUGUGUCAGUGCACGCGCGUUGUCCUCUGUUUCUGAUACUGAGAGGAUACAGACUGCUCUGGGGCGCUGCUUCUCCGUUUCUCGGCGCAUACGGUCUCAUACAAAACCUUAACAUCCCGCUCAUUCUGCAGCCGCAACUCUUUGGAUUCCUUUCUUUCGUCUCGUGGGGACAGGUGCGUGUGCCUUUACUAUGGCGCGAAAAAGUCCGUCAGGACAUCCUGUGCAUUAGCUCUGCUAGCCAUGCUCUUGUGCGGAGGAUUCGAAGCUGCUGUCGUCUGCACAGUCCGGCCGAUAUACCAAGAGCACCUGCGAAACGGUGCUCACCCGGGGUGGAAGCGGGGGUCCGAUUCUUGGGCAUCUGCAGUUCUGUGAUCAUUGCCGGAGCAUUGAUACCACAGUAUGUUGUGAUCUAUCGGAUGCAGGAGGUCGUCGGGAUCUCGAUGGUGUUCAUGGCGGUGGACAUGCUUGGAGGCGUGUUCUCCGACCUUUCGCUUGUCUUCAAGGGCGGUUUCGAUGUCGUUGCUGGGAUCACGUAUUCGGUUGUCGUGGUGAUGGACGGACUGGUCAUCGUCGCAGCGCUGAUAUUGAACCCUCGGGCGGCAAAGCGCCGGUCGCGAGAAAAGGAGAUGCAGAGCUUGGCCUCGACACAAGCCUCAACUCUCGUUUCAAGGCAGCCAUCCCUAAGUCCGGUAUGA